GACUCGCUGACGAAAGACCCACAACAUUCAAGAUGGCGGCGGCGGCGAGUUCCCUCGUUUCUUACGGCAGCGGCUCAGAUUCGGAAAACGAGUCCGAAUUCGGUAACGUUACCAGUCCGCAGAAGGUCGACCCAGACGCGGCAGCCCAUCUUCAGCCGUUAAAACCCGGCACUAUAACGGCGUUAGCCGUUCUGAAUUCCGCGCCCGAAGUCGCCGUGAAGGAAGAUGUUGAGACCGGGGUUCAUCUUGAUCCAGCACUCAAAGAAGUCACGUACAACCCUACAUAUGAAACCAUGUUUGCUCCAGAGGUGACUGAUGUUGUGUUUUUCAGUUAUUGCGACGAGCAAAAAGAGCUAGAUGAGAUCCUAGCCAAGAGACAGAAGCGAGGCAAGAAUGAAGAAGAGGCUCCAGCGGAGGAGAAGACCGUCCUGCACGUUAAAGAAGCGUACGAUUAUCAGGGCCGCUCGUACCUGCACGUUCCUCAGGACGUGGGCAUCAACCUGCGCUCAGCGGACGUCCCGGAGAAAUGCUACCUGCCCAAGAAACAGCUGCACGUCUGGACCGGACACACCAAGGGCGUCAGCGCCAUCCGGCUGUUCCCGGUGUCUGCUCAUCUCCUGCUCUCCUGCUCCAUGGACUGUAAGAUCAAGUUGUGGGAGGUUUAUAAUGACAGAAGAUGUGUGCGGACGUUUAUCGGUCACAGUAAAGCCGUGCGUGACGUUUGCUUCAAUAACUCCGGCACACGGUUCCUGAGCGCCGCCUACGACCGAUAUCUCAAACUCUGGGACUCCGAGACGGGUCAGUGCAUCGCCCGCUUCACCAACAGGAAGGUUCCCUACUGCGUCAAGUUCAACCCAGACGAGGACAAACAACAGCUGUUUGUAGCCGGGAUGUCCGACAAGAAGAUCGUCCAGUGGGACAUCCGCUCUGGCGAGGUCGUUCAGGAGUACGACAGACACCUCGGCGCCGUCAACACCAUCACCUUCGUGGACGAGAACCGGCGCUUCGUCAGCACCUCCGACGACAAGAGCCUGCGCGUCUGGGAGUGGGAUAUUCCUGUGGACUUCAAGUACAUCGCUGAGCCCAGUAUGCACUCGAUGCCUGCGGUCACGCUGUCGCCCAACGGAAAGUGGCUGGCCUGUCAGUCCAUGGACAAUCAGAUCCUGAUCUUCGGAGCGCAGAACAGAUUCCGGCUCAACAAGAAGAAGAUCUUCAAGGGUCACAUGGUGGCGGGAUACGCGUGUCAGGUGGACUUCUCUCCGGACAUGAGUUACGUGGUCUCCGGCGACGCUGACGGGAAGCUGAAUAUCUGGGACUGGAAGACGACGAAGCUCUAUCAUCGGAUCAAGGCGCAUGACAAGGUGUGCAUCAGCGCGCUCUGGCAUCCUCACGAGACGUCGAAGGUGAUCACCUGCGGCUGGGACGGACAGAUCAAGCUCUGGGACUGACGCAUCCGCUUCCUCGUGUGUUCCUCUCGAGCCCGAGUCUGAGCUUUUAACUCUGAUGUGAGAUUAUAAAUGGGCUGGUAUCCAGUCCUAAACACACGCACACGCACGCACACACACACACACACACACACACACAGACUUGCAGCUCAUGCUUUUUGUUUUAUAAUGAAUGAAUCUGUAUCUCCAGUGUCUCACAUUUGUCUCUUUUUGAGGAUAAUAAAUGUCUCUCGUUUA
This is a messenger RNA of Sinocyclocheilus grahami, 1682 nucleotides long. RefSeq names its product pre-mRNA-processing factor 17. Gene Ontology annotation, biological process: mRNA splicing, via spliceosome. The coding region runs from base 33 to 1448 and encodes 471 amino acids. The transcript has 12 exons. Gene Ontology annotation, cellular component: catalytic step 2 spliceosome. Gene Ontology annotation, molecular function: mRNA binding; protein binding. Lineage: Eukaryota; Metazoa; Chordata; Actinopteri; Cypriniformes; Cyprinidae. The record is from RefSeq and is a predicted model, not a curated record.